AUGGGUAGACAAAAAAUUGACCGUAAAGUUUUCAGUUUUAACUUUAUACGGAGUACGGUCAACUAUAUUUGAAUGAUUGACUGAAACAAUGCAUUUUUGGACACCCGACAAACUACCGACCCUGCGGCGCCGCUGGAGAAUCAUUGCCGUCCGGGUUCGGUGUCUCCCCCGCGCACUCAAUUCUCCACUUCAAGUCUGCAGCCCUGUCGAAUCACGGAACCCGCUCGAUCUCCGCCGCCGGACGAUGCUCGACUCUGUGGGAACCAAGUGCGGACUGUCGGCGUCCUCUCGCCGGGAAUGUUCCUCCCCUCCCAACCUUUCCUCACGCCGGCGAAACUCGUGGCCCUUCGCUCUCCGGCGAUAUCCGACCGAGAUUUAUGGCCCGCAGACACCUGAUUCCGAGUUCUACGUGGUUAUAUGUACCAGACGAGGGGGCUUAGAGUCGCCGGCGAAGCAGAAACCUUCACCGGGGUUGAAUGACGGCGGCGACGGCUAGGCUUGCGGCCCUCGCUGUGCGGUAAUACCUACAUCUGAAGGCUCGUCGGAGUGUUUUAGUUACUCGCUGCACUAUCCCCCGUUUGUUGCAGGAACGGGAGGGCAGGAACAAACUACGCGAAAAGAGCCACCGUGGCCGCAGGCGAAGGGCGAGUGAGGGAGCCCGGCGGCGCCGCCGGGUCUUCGACCUGGGUUCCGCAUCCAAGGACGGGAAUCUACUAUCCCAAGGGACAGGAGUGGGUGAUGGAGGACGUCACCGGCGGCGGCGCCACUCUCCGUCAGACCUACUGGCUGCGCGACCUGGAAGGGGUUGACCGUCCCUUACAGUCGGACUGA
Messenger RNA from Spirodela intermedia, 831 nucleotides. NCBI's taxonomy places the organism in Eukaryota, Viridiplantae, Streptophyta, Magnoliopsida, Alismatales, Araceae. The record is from the annotation of a GenBank genome assembly.